AAGGCUAGGCUUGGCGUGUACGACGUCCGUCCGGUCCCGCGAUAAAAUUACGUUAUCGCCGCCAUUUUGAGCUGUAGCCAUCCAGGAAAGAGCUGCUGUCUCCGGGCAAGUUUGACAACUUUUUCGGCUAAACGUCAACAACGUCUAGUCGGAUGGAUCUUAUAGUUGUGAACGAGGGAAAGCUAACUACAUCUCGGAUGGAACAUGAUUUAGAUGUGAACGAGGAAAAGCUGAAGGAGAUUCUGCCGAAAGAAAACGAGACGCCAGCUUUAGUUGACCAUGUUUACGGCCCAGGUUUAGCUACCACAACUCACAAACCAUGCAAAAGAUUCUUAAGAAAGCCCGAAGAUCAGUUCAAAUGGUCAGAUGAACAAACAAGAAAGUUCCUAGAACUUCGGCGGAAACAUAUCGACAGCUUCUUCUCAGGGAAGCGAGGAAGCAUCCAGGACACAUAUGCAGUGAUUCUUGAGGAGAUGGGUCUGACAGGGCAGGUGACUCCUUCAAAGGCUCGUAAAAAAUGGAACAACAUGGCGCAGCUUUACAGGAGACUUGUGAAUCAGCCCACCAUUGAUGCAGGAGAUGGCAAAAAGUUAGUCCCUUCGAUUUCUUGGCCAUUCUUCCGAGAUGUGGAACGGACCUUGGAGCUUGAACCACAAGGUGUUCAAGAGGAAGAGAGCGAACGGUAUGAGGGCACCAUCCUGGAAGAGCUCAGUGACCACAUUAAUGCCCAGCUCCUGAAAGUAUCUGCACCGCCCCAAAAGAAGUCCAAGAAAACGAAAAUGAGAAAGGCUGCAGUGUUGGAAAUGAUCGCAGAGCUUCAUCAACUGAACAAAAGUCAGGAAGAAAUUCUGACGGCCAAAAAUGAGCUCACCCUGAAGAUCCUGACCCAGUUAGUCUGAGGUGGUUUAUUUGAUUUCAGAUGUUGUGUUAAUUUGUUACACCGUUCAGUCUGUUAUUUGCUUUCGUUUGUGUUAGUUGUUUCAUUCAAUUGAUUUAUUUGUUUUUAUUUAUGAAUUACUUGUUUUCUAAAUUUAAUGUGUUGGUUUUUUUCCUUAUUAUUAUCCAUUACUAAAACCCCACACUCAGAAAUUACCCUGUGGGUGCAUUUUCGUUUGUUCUCUAA
Molecule: messenger RNA, 1123 nt
Organism: Patiria miniata (bat star)
Lineage: Eukaryota; Metazoa; Echinodermata; Asteroidea; Valvatida; Asterinidae
Exons: 5
Coding region: 153-899 (248 amino acids)
Source: RefSeq, a predicted model, not a curated record